AAGUUACUUCCUGUUUACGUUUCACAGUGACGUCACGCCGAUAAGGUUUAUCGAAAGUGUUUGUGAAGUGAAACAUCGGAGAAGUUCAGGGAGCAGCAGCUUUGUGUUUGGACAGCAGCCGGGUUGGUCAGGYCCGGCGGACAGAGAACCGGCCUGUGGUUCUGACUGGUGUUGGGUUGAAACGCCGAACCGAACCGGACCGGGCUGCUAAUAUCUGAGCUAACAUAAAGAAAGGAGCUGUAGACGGACUUCCUCGGUCAGCAUGGAGAACAAAUACAACCUGAAGAGUCCAGCGGUGAAGAGGCUGAUGAAAGAAGCUGCAGAACUCAGGGACCCUACGGAGCACUAUCACGCCCAGCCACUGGAGGAUAACCUGUUUGAAUGGCACUUCUCCGUACGCGGACCCCCAGAUUCUGACUUUGAUGGUGGGGUUUACCAUGGCAGGAUUGUGCUGCCCCCAGAAUACCCCAUGAAGCCCCCCAGCAUCAUCCUGCUCACACCAAAUGGGAGGUUUGAAGUGGGGAAGAAGAUUUGUUUGAGCAUCUCUGGCCACCAUCCUGAGACCUGGCAGCCUUCUUGGAGUAUCCGAACUGCCCUGAUAGCUAUAAUUGGAUUCAUGCCAACAAAAGGAGAGGGUGCCAUUGGAUCUCUGGAUUAUACACCAGAAGAAAGAAAGGCUCUUGCRAAAAAAUCACAGGAUUUUUGUUGUGAAACCUGCGACUGUUCCAUGCGCUCGGCUCUCCUGCCUGUGACGCCCAAUAGUGACCUCAGCGCUGAAGAUCGCAAGGCUAAAGAACUAGCUCAGCAAAUCAACUUCAAGGCAGAGUCCAGCUUAUCCACACAGGUCACUACGAGUGGGGGUUCUUCAUCGCUCACACAGGGAGACACCUCCACACCCACUGAGCAGGAGGCUGCUGAAAGACCCCAAACUGAACAGGUAGAGGCUUCUCCAGGACCAGGAGCCGAGGGAUCACAGACCACCGCCACCAACAGCAGGGUCAGRGAGCCCCUCAGCCCCCGCCAGCGCCGCGCCCAGCAACACGGCCCGCCGGAGCCCCGAGCCGGCAGAGAGCCAGCAGCCAGCAGAGCCCCCCUCCAGGCUCAGAACCAAAGCCACGCAGGCUCUGCAGUCCUCAUCCUGGUCCUCACUCUGGCUCUGGCCGUCCUGAUUUUCCGCAGGAUCUAUUCAGCCAAUGAGUACAAGUUUAAUUACGACUUGUGACGCCGCCUGCUGCUGCCGUCCCUGUAGAACUGCAAGCAGCCGGUGAGGGGGUGGAGCCAAGGCAGGGGGCGGUGCUGCUCACCACAACACCUUCAGGGUGGAUUUUAAUGAUUCACUUCAGUUAGGURGUUCCUGAUCAGUAACCACACACACCACAGGUCUUCCUUUAACUAGUUCUUAUCAAUGUUUAAGAUUUUUACCCCACUAAUGAUUUGAAAGCAGAAAGAACUGAUGGGUUUUAAUCUGGUGCCACUCACAGAUCUGUUAACAUGAUGCUGAGUCAGCAAACAUUAAAAUCAAAUGGUUCAUUCAUGACUUCAUGAGUUAAUGAAUAUCUUUACAUCCACCACCAAGGAGUCGUCUGAUCCACAUGGAUCUGGUUACAGAUGUGUGUUCUAGCAUGUGUUACCUUGUAAGGGCCAUUUUUCCAAAAUACACUACCCACUGGUCCUUAUGGGGCCCAGAGCCUGGACCCCAAAAGUUCAAGUGUUGGUGAUGGGUGAGGAUUGGAACUGAAGUGUGWWUUAAAUUGAAAGAAAAAUGAA
This is a messenger RNA of Austrofundulus limnaeus, 1767 nucleotides long. RefSeq names its product ubiquitin-conjugating enzyme E2, J1 (gene ube2j1). The record is from RefSeq and is a predicted model, not a curated record. The coding region runs from base 263 to 1222 and encodes 319 amino acids. The transcript has 8 exons. NCBI's taxonomy places the organism in Eukaryota, Metazoa, Chordata, Actinopteri, Cyprinodontiformes, Rivulidae.